Molecule: messenger RNA, 5841 nt
Organism: Paramuricea clavata
Lineage: Eukaryota; Metazoa; Cnidaria; Anthozoa; Malacalcyonacea; Plexauridae
Source: the annotation of a GenBank genome assembly
GGAGAAAUCAAUAUCACAGCCAAUAAACUGGGAUACCUGUGGCGAACAUAUAAUACCACUGAACUAUAUAUAACACACUGUAUAUAGUUUCACUGAUAAUAAAUACUCGAACAUUGCAAUUGCUCAAGUUUUUGUUUACUAGUAUUUAUUUCUUUGAGUUCAGUAUGAGUUUACGAAGUAUUUUCAACAAAGCUUCACGUUCAGUUUCUCAGUUAUUAUGUAGAAAUCAGAGAUACCCUGCCAUAAUCCCGCAAAGAUUACGCAGUGAUGAUAGGUAUGAGUCACGAUUCUGGCAUGCUAAUUAGCUUUAUUUAAUUGUACUUUUAAAUUUCUAGGUUUCAUUGUAAAAUAGUGCUGGCAGAUAGUGCCCAACUUUGGAAUUAUAUAAUCAAUUUUAUUUAUUUGAAGCAAAGUAUUAACAUCUCUCACUCCAGUAUAACUGGCAGUUGGUUGAUCAGACCCACCCAAUAUCUAGUGGGUCACUAUUUGGACAACUUUUGUACCAUAUACAGCCAAUGCAAACCAUGCCCUGGUUUUGUCGGGGAUCCAUGCUUGCUUAAAUGUUCAUGGUAGUGUUUUUUCUUUGCUAGUUUGGACAGUUUUGAUGACAAUCCAUAUUCGUUUGUUGAUGAAACAUUUUUAUCAAUGAAAGGAAGAAAUGAACUUGAAAUUAAACAUUUAUUAUGGAUUGCAGCCGAUCUUAAGGAAAGAAUUAAAAAAUGGAAUGAGGUGAUCACACUAAAGACUCAAAAUAUCUGCAUACUGUUGUGAUUAAACCAUAUCCAAAUUUUACAGUACACACCUCCUAUAGUCACAACAUAGAGACAGAAGGUCGACUCAACCAAAAAAAGCGUAACUGCCGCCAAUGCCAUUAUUUGUAAUGAUUUGUCAUCAGAAUGCUGUUGCCAUGUUCCUAGCCAGUGUGGUUAUGAGAGGCAUUCACCCCCCUGAACAUUACCCAUUUUAAAGAUUUUCAGGGGGGUGAAUGCCUCUCCUAAGUGCACUGGCUAGGACCAAUGGGACCAUGGCGACAGCACUGCAACAAUCAUAGGCAAAACCAAGGCAAUUUCAGCUUAUGCCAAAAUCAUAGGCAAAACCAAGGUUCCUAUUCUGUGCUAUAGUAUUGACCCAUUCGGUGAAAUUCCUCCAUAAUCGUUGUUGAAAUUCAAUUAUAGCUAUGUUUCUUUACUGGUAUGCUUUUGUAAAUAUUUUCAAGACAAUCAGACCACUAGAAGGAAAGAGUGUUGCAAUGAUUUUCCAAAAGAGAAGUACACGAACAAGAGUCUCGACUGAAACAGGUCCUUUUUCCCCCAUUUUUAUUUUCAUUUCUGUCUUCUUCUUCUUGCUAUCUUGUUUGUUGUCUGAUGCCCUCUCACAAAAAUGAAAUCAGUAUAAAAUAGUCUCAUUCUGACAGGUGUUGCACUGCUUGGUGGCCAUUCGGUAUUUCUGACUGAAAGUGAUAUCCAUCUUGGUGUGAGUGAAUCAUUAGCAGAUACUGCAAGGUUGGUUUGAUAGAAAUUGAUAGCUUCAGUAAGUGUUGCCAGUAAAUGAUGGUCACCUUGAUAGGAGCAGGAUAAAAUUUAUAAGUUUCCACAAAUUACAAGACUACCUCAUAUAAGGAAAAGAAAAUUAAUCAAUGGGAGAGCGCUGUCAUUAAUUAAUACCAUUUUCACAUUAUGAAAACUGCAGAUUGACCACCAUCUGCUGUAUGAUAGUGCUUAGUUAAUAAAUGACAGUGAAACCUACAUGUUACUGUAGUUACACUCUACCACCACCAAUGUUUGAUGAAAUGUUUCCAGAGUUCUUUCAGGAUUUGUGGAUGUGAUUCUUGCAAGAGUUAAUGUUCAUGAUGAUUUGAAAACACUCGCGAAGAAUGCUUCAGUCCCAGUUGUGAAGUAUGUGAAGUAAUUCCCUUGAUUUUCAUUGAAUUAUUAUCACUGCAUGCCUCUGUUUUACAGUAAUUAGAAUCACAGUAAUUGAUUAAUUAAUUAGAAAUAUUGGAAUAUUACACUUUACCUUCUCCCUUUAUCUUUUCUCAGUGGUCUUUCUGACAUAUUUCAUCCAUUGCAAAUAUUGGCCGACUUUCUCACUUUACAGGUAAAGGAAUUCACUAUGACCACUCAGCAACCACAGGGGCCAGGGCUAAGCCAUAAAUUGCCAGUGUAGACAGGGAAGUGAAAAUUAAGAUCUUUGACAUUCCAUGUACCUGAUCUGUAGCUACAUUUGUACACUGUGAUUUAAUUAACUGUGAUUAAUCACACCGGUCUCAGAUCCAUUUAUAAGGAACUUGAAGAAUACGAAAUUGAGACCAUUUGGUAACAUCAUCAACUGAAAAUAUUCCUCACAAACAUACCUUUAGGUCACUUCUGUGAGGUGCUGAAGAAUACUUCUGUUUAACUUUAGGAACAUUAUGGGUAUCUGCAUGGCUUGAAUCUUGCCUGGGUUGGAGACGGAAACAAUAUAACACAUUCAUUAAUGAUGGCUGCACCGAAAGUGGGCAUCAACUUAAACAUUGCUACACCAAAGGUAUUGUAAAGAUUUACUAAAUAUAAUUGACUUAGGCUUCAGUCAGAAUAAUUUCAGACCUAAGUUGCUGUGUGGUGAGUCCAUCUAGUCGAGUAUAUAUGUUAAGCACUAUAUACAAGGGCACGUAACCAAGCAAUGUUCCUCAAUUUUUUCAUUUAAGGGCUAUGAACCACACACAGACUUAAGAAAGGCUUGUGCUGAGUUUGCUGAAGAGGUGAGUUAGUAUGUGAAGAAUGUGGGGUCCCCCCCCCCCCUCCCCUAGUGUCUGCCACUGCUGAUUUAUUAAAAUUUCCAGCAUGGUACAAGCGUGAACUACACAUCAGACCCAAGAGAAGCUUGUGCAGGAGCGAAUGUGAUAGUCACUGAUACGUGGGUGAGCAUGGGACAGGAAACUGAGGCACAAAAGAGACUAAAGGAUUUCAAGGGAUAUCAAGUGAACGACGAGGUAACAAGAGUGUGGUAUCUGUUUAUGUUUAUCAAAGUUCAUAUGGGAAAGCUUUCAAUCUGUACGCCUGGAUUUGCAUCAGUGCAAAUAUAAUAAAAGUAAUAUUAUGUGGAAGUCUUUACAAAAGUCUUUACACAACAAGGGCUUUGCAUAUUACAAAAAUUAAUGCCAAAACAACGAGUGACUGAAUGACAUAGAGAACAGUGGGAUCUUCAAAACAAUGAAAAGAUAAUGGAGCAUUUUGAUAAUUGGAUUGGAUGACAAAUGACAAUAUCAAUAUAAAGUGUGAUAUGCAAAAGGCUAUAAUAAUACUUCUCCUUGGAGUUUCAUAAUAAUUAAUAUAAAUUUCCAACAUUUAGCUGGUGAAGGUAGCAGCAGAUAAUUGGACAUUUCUUCAUUGCUUACCUCGCAAACCUUAUGAAGUGUCAGAUGAAGUAUUUUAUUCUGAUCAUUCACUAGUCUGGCAGGAAGCUGAAAAUAGAAAAUGGACAGUCAUGGUAAGAUUUGAUUAUACUAUUACUUACACUAUUGAAAAAUAUAAACUAGUCCUGACAGCUGAGAGCCGAGUUGAAUUACAAACAAUGCACCUUAUCACGGGGUGCUCACAGCUACGACUAAAUGAGCGAGGUUGGUUUGGGGCUUACCCCCACCCAUCAAUUCACCCUGUCAAUAUUCUCUGCAGGGAGGAAAGAGGAAACCAACAACUUUCAGUAGAGCAUUGAUGGAUGGCUUUCACAUAAAUUUCACAAGUUGACACUAACUCAGGCAAAUCUCAAUCUCGUUCUCAGAGUAUGCCUGUUCGCGGGUUAGGUAGUGGCACAAACAGGCAUACUCUGGGAACGAGAUUGGCUUUGUCUUAGAGCUUUCGUUGGUAGGGAUGCAUUAUAUUUUUCAGGUAGUUGCAUCCAUGCCAAUGAAAGCUUGUUAUAAUAUUAUUGGCACUACCUACACAGUGUAGGUACAGACAGUUCAAAAAACCUUAGAGCUAUCUGUUGUUAUAUGAUGAGAAAUCUUCUGAAAUUAAGUUGGUCCUAAUAAUUUUAUGCUUAUACUUUGCUACAUUCCAGUGGUGUAACAAACUCGAUAAUUGGGGGCAAUAUUCAUAUAAUUGUGUUCAGACUUUGAAAACAAUUGAUUUCAAAAGAAAUUAAUAAGGCAGAACACAAAUAUAUGAAUAUUGCCCCUCCCUCCCAAUUAUUGAGUUUGCUAUGCCACUGCUACAUUCUAAUAAAUAAAUUAUUUUUCAGGCUGUCAUAGCAAGCUUGGUGACUGACCUUGAGCCUGAAAUUCCUGUACCAAAGUGGAAACAAUAAAUCCCUAUGAAGAAAUUGAGAAUUUUUGUGUACAGAGUUUAAUUUAAUAUAGGCAAGGGAAAACUUUGCUUAAAGUAUUAAAAUAAGUUUGGUAGCACUUAGAAAACUUCUGUAAUGCAUAGGAAUGUUUAAUAAAAACAAUUACCUGAGUCUUGUAUGAACAUAUCUCUGAAGUUGAGUCCACCAUCUAUAAAACACUGACUGAAAUACAAAUACUCAAUCCUUGCUUCAUCUUCAAUAAAAAGUCGAUGCUCUAAAACUUCUUCAAAAUAUUUCAGACUAUGAUACGAGUGUACGACUUUAUACCCAACUUCUCUAUAUCUCAUCGGAUGCAAAAUGACAUGACAUAUAUAAACUGAUACAAUUUUAAUUCUGUUUAAAACAACAUGUACAAUACAUUUUUGAGAAUCAUUUAAAUACGAAGAACCUCUCAAUUUCCCUAGUCGGAUUUAUUUUCUUGAAUAAAUUAUGUAUGCAUGUAUUCUAUUAUGGUGAAACAAUCUUCCUUCGGUUUAUAUUUUAAAGAAAUGAAUGACUACUAAUAUCACAUUUUUCAAAAGGGGCAUAAUUGCAGCGAGUGAAUUAAAAUUAUAUACUUACAGUAUUAGUUACAUUAAAUAACUAACCAAUCUUAUACAUUUUAAUUAAUAAUGGGAUCUCUAAUUUACAGUAAAUGUAUCGAUAUUCGAGCAUGCGCUUAACUUAAUGAAUCUAACAUUUAAAUUGUGUGUUAUCACAAGUUAUGAGUAUAUAAAUUACCUAGUACAGCAAAACUGUUGACGUUUGCAUGUAAAGACGAACAAUGCCAGAAAAAAAUUCUAUUUUUUCACAUGAAACUUUAGUGCAUGGCUGCAGAGGUGAAGAACUUAGAGGGCAAUGGUACCAUCUCAAAAUUUAGUUGAAUUGAGAAUCCUGAUGAUACAGGGCAACUCCAAAAAUCAUAUGGAGACAGUGGAGCCAGCUAUAUAAACCAAGUGACUACCAACUCAAAAGUCCUAGGCUACCUUCACAUUUGUAAAACCAUGGAUAGUUAAAACAAUUUAUGAUCUCUGGUAAACCAUACAGGCAUGUUUUAAUGUUUGUAACAAGUAUGGGCAGGCUUCAAGUAGCUCAGCCAAUCAGCAUUUAUAAGGUGUCUGUUAAAAAUGAUUGGAUAAUUAUAAUCUGUCAUGUGAUGUGACCAUAGACAAUAUUUUUAUUUGGGACUAUUCGUCUUUGGAUGCAAACGAGGCUACACAUUCAAUUCAAAAGUCAUUUUACCUUCUCUUUACCACCACGUCCAGCACAUUGUCUAAGCUAUCUAAAUUAAGCCCAAAAUAAAACAAAGCUACACUCACCUACCCUACUUCACUAUCUGUUACACUGUGCUUAAUUUCACGAGCCCGCGAUCACUGUCUUGUUUCAAAGUAUCUCCAUGAUUCGAUGUAUCAGGGAUCAGCGGUUUCUUCUGUUCAGCUGUGUCAUUAUUUUCAACACUUGUGUUAGUUGGAGCUGGAUACAUGGUCUGUGAUAUUGGAGCAGGCAUAGCAGGCUAGUGGAAAAGAAGGAUAUUUACUG